ACUAGCCAAGAAAUGAAAAAAGGUAAUCCUAAAUUCGGGAAAAGAGCGGAAAAUUUACUCAAAAAACUGCAACAGUUACUGAAAGGAGACAGUGAAGAGCCACAGCCUGAUCCUGUUACAGCAGAAGAUUUUCUCGUACAAGGCUCAAUAGAUGAAGAAAGUGGUGAUCGUUGGUUGGGUUCUGACUUAUCUAAAUCAUUACGCUUUUAUCAAAAGGCAUACAGUUCGUAUUUGAAGUCAAUUGAGUUGUCAACUCCCACAGAUGAUUCAUUGCUUGACUCUUAUUACAAUUCAGCAAGAUUAUUGUUUCUGGUUUAUUCGACAUACUUCAAACAUGGCGAUGGGAUAGAUGUGGAAGAUUUGACUAAUGUGGAUGAAGUCUUCAAUGCUCGACCAAGUGUGGCUCAAGAAUUACCUAAUAUUGUAAAUGCCCACGAACAAGCUAUGCAAAUUGCUAGAUCAUUAGGUAAGAAGAUUCCAUUUGAUUUGUUGUUUAAUACUGCGGUAGUAUACACUGAGUUGGUGGAAGUUGAACAAGAAAACCCCGAUAGUGAUUUUAAUUACUUGAUUGACAUAUUCUUGAAGAUUAAGGAGAUUUUAUUGACAUUAAUGGAGGCACAAGUGACCGAGUUGGAAAACUUUGUUAAUGAAUUGACCCAGAUUAAUCCUGUUUCUUCUUCUGUUCAAGUUACUCAUACUUCAAGCGAAGCAGAAAAGCAAGAAGAACUAGUCAGCGAAGAAAUUGUCCAACCGGUCGAUCUAUACGAAACUGUGAUUGCAUCCUACAAGGCUAUUGAAGCAUUGUAUGAAAAUGUUACCAACGAGCAACAUUUAAUUCAAGUAAAUACUAUAAUAUUGCCAUUGCUUGAAACAACUGAUAGAUUAUCACAAGGCCUUAUUGAAAAAUUCAGUGAUAAUUCACCAAGUAAGAAUGAAAUGUUGGCCAACAUAUCUCAAGAGCAAAUUAAUCAAUUGGUUCUUAAUAAAACUGUUCUUGUUGGGUUAUCAAGUGAUGUCAACCAUGUGCUUGAAAUAUGGCUGAACUCCGAGCUCCCCGAUGUGGCUGAACGAUACAUGAUUGCAUCGGACAAUAUCCAAACCAUAAUUGAAAGAAACGAUAUUGCGAUUGGCCAAGACAAGGAACUAUUUUGGAAAUGUCUUUCCCAACAAUCGCAAUUAUUAAAACGUGCCCAAGAAAUAUUGAAUGAGACAUAUAUUGCAAGAAAGAAAGUCCCAUCAGGUAUUGAACAAGGAUUGGGAACGUUGAUUUGUCAACUAAGUGAAAUAAUGAUUGCUCGUGCUGAUAUUGAAUUACAACGAAGCUCAAUUUCAGGUUUAGAGGCAUCGGAAAGAAACCGAGAUGUUCUUUUACAAAAUGUCAAGAACUUACUAAAGAGUGCCAUGAAUAUCGCCAAUUCAAAUGGUGGAUUACGUGAACGGGUUAGUGAAAAGUUGCAACGGGAUAAGAAGAAGUCAGAAGCGGUAUUUAGAUUGUGUCUUGUUGAGAAUAAAACUACCAUUGAUGAACUCGACAAAAUCAUGACUAGAAGACGAUGGGUUAAAGAGGUUCCUGGUAUCCAGAAGUUGGGAUAUUAUAAUCAAUUCGGUGUACAAAACUUACACCAAUAAAAACCAUUAUACAUUUAAAAAUCCUAUACACAAUAACCAUAAAUAAAACAUCUAUAUCUAAAAAUAAUAAUCAUACAAACUCAGGCAUUACCGGCACAUCAGUCAAAUUAUUAGCCCAAGCUCUAUCAGCAGAAUAGUUUUCCAGUUCAGGAGUGCAUCGUGAUGCUUCAAAUAUUGAACUGUCGAUAUAUUGUAUAGUUAGCGAAGGGUUUCUUGACCCAUGAACUAUCAUUUGUAGGAGAUUGAUCUUGAUAAGAUAUAUAAACCAUAGUAUUAUCUUCAUUUUUGUCUACUGUUAUAUUGUUGACAUUGGAUGCAAGUAAACGGCUCUUAGCUAAGGGGUUUUAUAGUUUGUAAAAUUAAUUGAUGAUUUCUAAGCAUGGUUCCCGUAGCAACCACGUUUUUUUUUUGUUUUUCUUUUGAUUACAUCACAGCCACUAACGGGGCCAGACUCUAUUAAAUU
Spathaspora passalidarum NRRL Y-27907 is the source of this 2092-nucleotide messenger RNA. RefSeq lists its product as uncharacterized. The transcript has 2 exons. Lineage: Eukaryota; Fungi; Ascomycota; Pichiomycetes; Serinales; Debaryomycetaceae. Bases 13 to 1629 code for a protein of 538 amino acids. The record is from RefSeq and is a predicted model, not a curated record.